This is a messenger RNA of Didymodactylos carnosus, 474 nucleotides long. Lineage: Eukaryota; Metazoa; Rotifera; Eurotatoria; Philodinida; Philodinidae. The record is from the annotation of a GenBank genome assembly.
AUGGGUAAGACUGUGGCCGUGGUUGAAAAGCGAGGUCGUCUCGGCGGACACACCCAAACGUACACUGAUCCAGUAACUGGUGCCACGAUAGAUGUUGGCGUAGUUGUCUUCCACGAUUUAGACAUUGUGAAAAAAUACUUUGCUCGCUUCAAUAUAUCUUUGGUCACAGCAAACUCCAAUACGCCGGGCGUGGUCUCAGAAUAUUUUGAUUUCCGCACCGGGAAUAUUGACUCUGGCUACGCGCCCAGCGAUCCAACAGCUGCUCUUGCCGCGUACAGGAGGCAACUUGCAAAGUACCCGUACUUGAAACACGGAUUUGAUCUCCCUUAUCCUGUCCCAUCGGACCUGCUUCUUACGUUUGGCGACUUUGUUGCUAACGGAAAAAUCGAGGUCGAAGAAGGUAAUCUAACUGAACAGACGAUCCCAUCGACACCAUCCAGAUGGCCCGUAAUGAUCAUGAAUGCUGCCGUUUGA